This is a messenger RNA of Cydia amplana, 1247 nucleotides long. Its product is annotated as lipase 1-like. Gene Ontology annotation, molecular function: hydrolase activity, acting on ester bonds. Bases 18 to 1226 code for a protein of 402 amino acids. The record is from RefSeq and is a predicted model, not a curated record. The transcript is spliced from 8 exons. NCBI's taxonomy places the organism in Eukaryota, Metazoa, Arthropoda, Insecta, Lepidoptera, Tortricidae. Gene Ontology annotation, biological process: lipid metabolic process.
AAGGGAGUGGAGUGAAAAUGACGGUGGUAAAAUUAGGGUUGUUCCUGAUUGUGUGUAUGAACUUGAUGUUAUGUGCAUCCCAACCCCAAGUGAUGAGAAAGGAGGCUACGAUGACAGUGCCACAACUCAUAACGGCAGCCGGCUACCCAACAGAGAAGCACCGAGUGCGAACAACCGACGGCUACAUCCUUCAGAUGCACAGAAUACCAACCGGGAGGCGGUCAGCGCGGCGGUCGGACUCGUCUAAGGGGAAGAGAGCUGUGCUGGUUGUCCACGGACUUUUGGGGUGCAGCGGGGACUUCGUCAUUAUGGGGCCUGAGAGGAGUCUUGGCUUCCUCUUAGCUGACGCCGGCUACGAUGUAUGGCUGGGCAACCUCAGAGGCAACCUAUAUACGUCACAUCAGAACAUGACGAGAAACAAUCCAGCCUUUUGGGAGUACAGCUUCCACGAACACGGCAAAGACGACAUACCAGCCAUGAUAGACAAGAUUCUGAACGUGACCGGUCUAUCCAAGAUCAUGUACGUGGGUUACUCCAUGGGGACCACCAGCUUCUUCACGAUGAUGGCCCAACGCCCGGAGUAUAACGAGAAGAUCAUCGCCAUGGUUGCCCUGGCACCGGCAGUGUAUCUGGACAAUGUCAGGCCUUUCACCGACUUGUUCAUCAAGACCAUUAAUGUGCCUGCCACCAUGCGUCAGCGCGGCUUAAUAUCAGUGAAUCUACAGCAAGACUUCAUGAAUACUGUCCUUGGGAGCCUGUGUAACUCGCGGGACCCUCGCCAGGACCUGUGCCUACAGAUAGUCUACACAGUCGUGGGUGACGAUUAUGAGCAGAAUGAUCCACUGAUGUCGAGCGUUAUCAUGGUCAGAAUGCAACCGGCCUCGUGGCGACAACUAGAACACUUUGCCAAAAUCGCUAUGUCAAGCGUGUUCACGUCAUGGGAGAACGGGUUGUAUGGCGACGUGAAGCCGUACAAUCUGACCAACGUUAAAGUGCCCGUCACUUUGCUCUACGGUCUCAAUGACAAAUUGACGGAGAAAGAUCAAAUCAUGCGUUUAGCCGAAGUACUGAACAGCACAGGCAUGCUAGAAGACGUCCGGCCCGGCUGCAACUGGCCCAAGUUCAACCAUCUCGACUUUGUGUUUGCUAAAGAUGUGGGGAAUUUGUUGAACAAGCCUUUGAUCAAACAUAUCAAUAAAUUGUAUGAGAGAUAUAGUCAACCAUGAUUAUUUUGUUUUAUUUUAUCC